GAUUACAUUUUGAUCCCCAGAACUUCUGUUUCUUCUCCAGCAGGUUUAGGGCUUGUGCAGAAACGUCAGAACAAGGCCGUAACGCCGAUCACAUGCAGCAAGGGCGGAAGAUCGGAGUUCUGCGACCUAAAAGGAGACAUUCGAAUCGACCCUUUCUCGCCAAUCGUCUACUUCCUCGUCCCAUCGGAGACGAACCCACUGAUCAUGGCGUCCUCGUUCACCGUCAAGCCGUACGGGAGAAACGACGACAAUGUCGCCAUGGCAUCCGUAAGGCAAUGGUCGAUCCGAUUGGUGCCGGAAAGCAACCCGAGCGUCCCCAAUUGCACUCGAGUUCAUGAGUCUCCAGGGGUUCUGUUCUCCUUGGGUGGAUUCUCACUCAACUUCUUCCACGCCUUCACCGACGUCAUCGUCCCGCUUUUCGCAACCGCGAGGCCUUUCAACCGCGACGCCGAGCUGCUCGCGACCGACUACCAACCGUGGGUGGCCUCCGUGCACAAAAUCGUAACGCAGGCACUGUCGAGGUACAACGUAGUGAACAUCGACGACGAACAAAAAAGCGGGAGAGAAACGCAUUGCUUCUCGAGCCUAACCCUAGGGUUAAAAGGCCGCGGCCAAACUGAACUCAGCAUCAACUCGUCGGAAUCUAAUUACCGCAUGAGAGACUUCCAACAGUUCCUGAAAACCGCCUACAACCUCAAGAAAACAACCGCAAUCAAACUCCAACGACCCGCCGCCUCCGCCGCCGCCGCCCGUCAAAAACCACGGCUUCUCAUCAUCUCCCGGAUGCACAGUCGAACCUUCACAAACGUCGGCCAGAUAGCGAAGCUGUGCAGGGACGAGCUCGGGUACGAGGUGACGGUGGCGGAGCCGUACGAGGACACGUCGAGGUACGCGCGGGUGGUGAACUCGUGUGACGUCAUGGUGGGGGUCCACGGGGCCGGGCUGACGAACAUGGUCUUCCUGCCGGAGAAGGCGGUGGUGAUCCAGGUGGUGCCGGUGGGGCUGGACCGCGACUCGGCGGCGCUGUUCGGGGAGCCGGCGGGGGGAUUGGGGGUGAGUUACUUGGAGUACAAGAUAGGGAAGGAGGAGAGUAGCUUGAUUGACAAGUUUCCGGCGGAUGAUGACGUUUUUGAGAAGCCGUGGGUGGUUGAGAAGCGAGGGGUGAAGGUGUUUAGGUCGAUUUACUUUGAUGGGCAGAAUGUAACGCUUGAUUUGGCGAGGUUUCGGCCCACGUUGUUGAAAGCUUUGGAGCUUUUGCGUCAAUAA
Linum tenue is the source of this 1266-nucleotide messenger RNA. NCBI's taxonomy places the organism in Eukaryota, Viridiplantae, Streptophyta, Magnoliopsida, Malpighiales, Linaceae. The record is from the annotation of a GenBank genome assembly.